Messenger RNA from Aspergillus puulaauensis, 630 nucleotides. RefSeq lists its product as uncharacterized. The record is from RefSeq and is a predicted model, not a curated record. The transcript is spliced from 3 exons. NCBI's taxonomy places the organism in Eukaryota, Fungi, Ascomycota, Eurotiomycetes, Eurotiales, Aspergillaceae. Bases 1 to 630 code for a protein of 209 amino acids.
AUGCCUCAAUCGUCGCCAUCAGGCCCAAAGCCUGAAAAAAACAUGUCUUCUCGUCUACUUACUAUGAAGUUCAUGCAAAGAGCCGCUGCCAGCGCCGCCUCAAAAGAAUCUUCCCAACCUCCAUCCGCCAGUGAAUCCAAGGACUCGACUCCAAAAAAGCGCAGAGUCUCCGCCGGACCAGACAGCCCAGUCGCGCCCUCUUCAGACCUGGAAGCGAUUUCUGCAGCACUCGCAGAGGAGGAAGAGCGACGCAGGGAUGCAGUCUCUCGACAAGCUGCGGAGGCAGGAGAGACCGAAUGGGUUCUUGAUUUCGGAGGCGCUGAUGCAGUUACCCAAUAUGCACAGCAGCCUCUUGUAGUCGCAAACACUUCUUUAGAUGCGGACGAUGAUGAUAUGGACUAUGGGGGUCGCCAAAUUUACGGCAAUUACAAGAAAAAGAAUAAACCCAAGCCCUCGGGCGAGGGAGCCGAAGACGAGUCCAAUGCGAUAAAAGCCCCAGCGAAGAGCCAGAGGAAAGAAAGGGAAGUCAACUUGGAUGAAAUGAUCAGCAUUUCUGGGACAGGCGGCCGCUCGAAACCACCUCCAAGCAAUGCGAAUCAGAAGCCGCAGAAGAAGCGAAAACACAAAUAA